Sinocyclocheilus grahami is the source of this 861-nucleotide messenger RNA. RefSeq lists its product as uncharacterized. The record is from RefSeq and is a predicted model, not a curated record. The transcript is spliced from 5 exons. Bases 141 to 797 code for a protein of 218 amino acids. Lineage: Eukaryota; Metazoa; Chordata; Actinopteri; Cypriniformes; Cyprinidae.
UGCUGCUGCUUUGUCUCGUCUAUCACAGCGGAAUCACCUCUAUAUCCGUGUCAGGAAAAAAGGGAGGAUACAUCACACUAACAUGUGAAUCUGAGGCCAAUAAUAUUGUUCAGAUUGAGUUAUUCAAUGAGUCAGGAGAAAUGUAUAUCUGUCAGACUGAAGAAUGUAGUGAUCAAGUGUUUAAAGAAGGAGACUGUGACGUCGUCAUCAAGAAUCUGAGCUUCAGUGAUGCUGGGAAAUACAUUUUGGGAAUCUAUUACAAUAAUGAUCUGGAGCAACUAAUCAGGACGUACCAACUUCAUAUUCAUGAUGAGAUUUCUGUGAAAAUAGGCGAGGAGCUGGAGUUGGAUGUUCUGUUGUCUAAUGCUGAUAAAGUUGAGACAAACUCUAGUGGAGAGUGGAGGGAGGUUUGGAGCAGAACUGAUAGGGUUCAGAGCGAUCGACUGAAUGAAAAUGAUGAAAACCUGAUCAUUAAAGCAUUUCUGGCCAGUGAUGCAGGAACAUACAGAGUUCUGGACACUGAAGGAGAAAUCUUGAUCACGGUGACAGUCACAGAAUCAAAGGAAAAACUAGACACUGAACAACACAAGAACUGGAUUUUUCCACAUAUAGUUGUAGUGUGUUUGGUGAUUCUGUUUGGGAUUGUGAUUUCUGUCAUCAUAAGGCGACUUCAGCACAGAGGUUAUGAGCAGGGGUGGGUACAGAAAAACCCAGAGCCCCCACAGAGCAAAUCAAGAUUUGUAGCAUCUGCAGCCUUUCACAACAGCUACCCUUUAAAAAAGAUAUAUGUGAAUUAAACAUGAGACACUGUUCUUCAUCAUUACAGUAUGAUAGCGACUACAGUUUCUGGUGCAUUAAUAA